CGCGACGGACGCGUCGGCGCGAACGACGCGCGACUCGCGCGCGAGGCAUCGCGCGGGCGAUCGCGGCGAUCGACGCGGCGCGCGACGCGGCGCGCGACGCGCGGGGACACCGUGAAUCGAUAAUCAUCCACGUGUUCGCAUCUUGCGGAUGAGCGCGUCCGUGGCGUCGCCGGAGACGGCGAAGAAACAGCGAGAGGAAGACGCGCAGGCGUUGAAGCGCGCGAUGGACGCGGUGGCGAACCCGACGCGAGUGGAGGCGACGACGGAGACGACGGAGACGACGGAGACGACGGAGACGACGACGAAGGACGCGAGCGAAGAGGCGAAAGAGGACGCGGUGGAGACGACGACGACGACGACGACGACGACGACGACGACGAAUGAAACGGAACGACCGCAACAGACGGCGACGGACGAGGACUACGCGCGAUUGGAUGCGUAUUUGAGUACCGGGUUCGGUUUGGUGCACGCCGACGGGAAAGACGGCGAGGGGCGAACGGUGGUGACGGUGAACGCGACGCGGAUUCCGGGCUGGGCCGGCAGCGCGGAUCGCGAUAACUCGAUGAAUCUCAUCAUCAAUACGCUCGAACGCGUGGCGGCGGCUGGGGAGUACGUCGUCGUGGUGUAUUUCGGCGACGACGACCGAUCGAAGGGCGUCGUGCCGACACACUCGCUCAACUGGCUCGGCGACCUCCACGACAAGUUGGCGUACGCGGUGCGGAAAAACGUGCAAAGAAUUGUCUUCGUGAACGCGACGUGGAUCAUGAGCAGCAUCAUCUCGUUGACGAUGACGUUCGCCACGUCAAAGGCGAGCAAGAAAUUCGCGUGGACCAAAUCCCUGGACGACAUGGACAAGGACACGGGAUACAACGUCCACCAAGCGAUGUGCGGCGAAAAGUUUCUUGCCUCGGUCGGUAGAAAAGUCGUGUACGCCGAAUCCGAAGCCGCCGCGCCCGCGCCCGCCGCAUCGUCGUAAAUAGUAGUCGAAUUUUAAUCGAAUGCAAGAGUUGAUACUC
Molecule: messenger RNA, 1016 nt
Organism: Ostreococcus lucimarinus CCE9901
Lineage: Eukaryota; Viridiplantae; Chlorophyta; Mamiellophyceae; Mamiellales; Bathycoccaceae
Exons: 1
Coding region: 149-976 (275 amino acids)
Source: RefSeq, a predicted model, not a curated record